ACGACAUUGAUUCUCGCCGGACUCCGAAGUACCGCUGUCACAUCCCAAAUGCUAAACAAACAACAAAACGUCCUUUUAAAAGUAAUUCCAUGAACAGUCGUCACUUAACCGCCACUGCAUCGCUGCUUCUCCGAUGCAACGCAGAGUGUUGGAAAUCAAACAUUUCCAGGGUUUUGUUGUCGGUCAAGCGGCUAAAUGCUAACGCGCGAUGCUAACGCUAGCUCCCUAAAAGAGCCGGUGGGCAGCCUGAAGUUGUAGGUGAGUCCAGAUGACGCGGCGGGACACGGCUGAGGGGAUGGGCUCUGUCCGGUGGGCUUUCCGCUGUGGCUCGUGGACACCGAGCAGGUGCGACUGGCUGUUCGCGGCUCGCUGCAUCCAGAGAGAGGAGAAAGAGCGGAUCGGACAAUUUGUGUUUGCCAAGGAUGCGAAAUCAGCCAUGGCAGGCUGUUGCUCAGGAGGUUUGUCUGCGAGAGGAUGGGUGUCCCCUGGUCAGAGUUCCGACUGGAGAGGUCUCCCCGAGGGAAGCCUUACCUGGCGGCACCGACCAAGGUUCAUCAUACUCCAUCUCCACGUGGUUAGUUCAGGUUCAGGUGGGGCCUGGAGUUUCAACCUUUCCCACCAGGGAGACUAUGCUGUGCUCGCUGCAGAGCAGGGGCUGCAGGUGGGAGUGGAUAUCAUGAAGAACACCAUGCCAGGUAGCAAGUCUGUGUCGGAGUUUUUCCGCAUCAUGACUCGUCAGUUUACAGCGUACGAGUGGAGCAUCAUCCAAUCAGCAGCCGCGGAUCACCGCCAGCUCGCUGCGUUCUACCGGCACUGGGCCCUGAAGGAGAGUUUCAUCAAAGCAAUCGGCACAGGUCUGGACUUCGACCUGCAGAGGGCGGAGUUUCACCUGCCCUCCGAACCGCCCUCACAGGACCAAGUGCUGCGCCAGACCAAGAUGCAUCUGGAUGGGAAAGAAGAGGGGGACUGGAUAUUUGAAGAGAGCUUGCUGGAUGUUGACCAUCAUGUUGCUGUAGCGCUCGGACCAGCGGACAAACCAGACUCUGCUCCUCGUCCUUCAUCUCUUUCUCCUCCCACCACGUUCACGCUGCUGUCGUUCAGCGAGCUCGUCGCCUCCGCCUCACCUCUGACAGAGGAAGACCCCGCCUACUGGGACAGCUUCGAGAUAAAGGCUGAAGCUCCGCAGAGACAGAGAGAGACACACGUGUCCAGAUAACCACCCGUCUCACACUGACACUGAAGCUGCUUUUCUCAUUCAACGCGAGUCCAGUUGUGUUUAUCUGUGAAGCCAAAACUCCCAGGUUUGUCUCAGAGGACUUCAGAAUCCAUUCAUCAUCUGACACCGUCCAUCUUCAGAGCCUCAGCUCAGAUAAUACUAAACUCUUACUCACGAACAUACUGGACAGUACAUUCAAAUAUUUAGUUUUGAUUAAUAGAAUAAUUGUUUUUAACCUCAAUCGUAUCUUUCAUUUAUUUUCUCUUUUCUUCCUCAAUGUUACCUCUGACAUUUUUCUUUUCUUCUCUCUGUUCUCGCCAUCUGGUGUCUAUUUAAGUUGAGGACAUUUUGUUGACCCCCCCCCUCUCUCUCUCUCUCUCUCUGUCUCUCUCUCUCUGUCUCUCUCUCUCUCUGCUUGUAAAUGCAGUGUCAGUCUGAGCAUUUCUUUCUGCAUCACAUUAUUUUUAUCGGAGCCUAUAAUCAUUAGCCCUCUCACCUGCGCACACUCACAGAAAGAAAUGACUCCCGAUCAUAGGAAGUUAAGAGGUCACACAAAAUGUGCCAUGUUUGUGACUUUACACACCCCUGCGCCCCCCCCCCCCCUCCCUAAGGUCAACUGUUACAUAAAAACACAAAGUGAAGCCGAGAUCAAUGAGCUAUCCCCACUGCCAAAACUAACCUGAAUUUGUAAAUUAAUUUGAAUUCAAAUCAGUAAGUAAGUUCUCAUACUGAACAGUGUAACCUUCAACUCUGACAGCAGGAAAAUAAAUUGAUUGAUAUAUAUUUUUUUUGUAUAAACUGCUGUGAACUUUUUGCAUAAGACCCAACUUGAGUACGGUGAGUAAACCUCAUUUGUAUAACACCUUUCACAGAAUCCCAAAGUGCUUUAUAUUGAUAUUCAUAUUCAUGAUUUUAAUUUGGGCUAUUACUUGAAAAGGUUUACCUGCUCUGUUCAGUAAACACAUCCUUUCCUCAUACUGUCCAUUCCUGCGGCUCCUCUUUCCAGCCUCUCUCUGAAACACUUGGUUCUAGCUCCUGUCUCUUUAAGGCCCCUCCCUCCCAACGAAGCCCAGUCUGCUCGGAUUGGCCAGGCCGAACCCCCUCUGUUGUGAUUAGUCAACCGCCAGUGUCGGCCUCCCCUCUCGCUUUCCGAUAUCACAAUGUUACAGAUGUAGAUGAUGUCAAAGGUCUGUCAGAAUAGUGAAGACACUCAUUGACAUGGACCUGCUUUUUGACGUGCACCUUCAUGUCAGAUAACCUUCUCUCCUCCGCUCGUUUACUCUUCCUGCCUCCACCGUAUUAUUUUCACACCACAGAUUGUGCUGUUGUAGCCUUAACAUUUCAGCACAAUAGAGGGGAAUUGUGGGUAUUGAUAAAAUGGCAACCUGCUGUCCAGAUGGCUUCUCUGGAGGUCCUUUGUUGGUUUGGUGCAGAACCAGGUACACCCAGCAUGUCAGUGAAAGAGUGUAGUCAGUCAAGUGUGUAUAGGUCAGCAUAUGUGUGUACAUAUACUGUGAAUGAAAGAAAAGAGCUUGAAAACACACACACACACACAAACACAGUCAUUGCCUCCAGCUGGACUGAAUUAGUUUGCCUCCUCGCCAUCUUAAAUCUUGCGUUCUCUGCAGCAGCAGCGGUGGAGGAGUGAGGAGGCAGCGGGGUCAGACUUGAGUCACACAAGUUUCCCUCAGAGAGAGGCCAUUUUUAGUUUCCUCAAGUUUACUGCUGCUGGGUUUUUUUUUGUCUGUUUUUUCCACGUGUGGGAAGGAGACUAGAGUGCUUUGGGCAUCAGACUCAAGAGUUUAGUCUGAGGUGAGAGAUGAGACCAAGCUCGAGGAUAAGAGCAAAGAUUCUUCUUCCUCUGGCGGAGGGGGAGGACAUUUUGUGUCUCGUUUAGACUUUCACUGGCACAUUUUGAAAUUUAGAUUCAGUUUCAAGCCUCCAUGAAUAUUUUUAAGCUCCUUAUAAAAGGGUGGGGGGGCACAUGGAGCUUAUAUAAACUCCAAAUAAUUAAAUCAUUAUUAUAGGUUAUGCAUGUUUUCAUGUGUGUUUGUUAGCAGGAUUAUACCCAAAAAUUAAUAAUCAAUUUCCAUGAAAUAUUUUUGGAGGGGUGGGGCAUAACCCAAGGAACAACUGAUUACAUUUUGGAGCGGAUCUAGGAAUUAUUUUUCAAUAUCUUUAAUGUGGCGAGAUAGGAUGUUAGUUAUUCAUCAUGCAGAUGGUGGACUAGAGUGAUAAAACCCAAGUGAUGCAUACAGAUUGUAGUAGAUCACAGACAAUUAUUUUUGCUUUUGUCUCGUUGCAAAUAUUAACAUUCAUCUCUUGAGACUAAGAUGGAGCCCAGCCAAAGUGGUACAAACUCUGUAUGUUUCUUUGACUUGUGGCUAAAACACGCAGACAAUAAAUGGAAGGAAGCUCA
Molecule: messenger RNA, 3635 nt
Organism: Scophthalmus maximus (turbot)
Lineage: Eukaryota; Metazoa; Chordata; Actinopteri; Pleuronectiformes; Scophthalmidae
Gene: aasdhppt
Product: aminoadipate-semialdehyde dehydrogenase-phosphopantetheinyl transferase
Exons: 7
Coding region: 269-1216 (315 amino acids)
Cellular component (GO): cytosol
Molecular function (GO): holo-[acyl-carrier-protein] synthase activity; magnesium ion binding
Source: RefSeq, a predicted model, not a curated record